AUGUCUGUUACUCCGUCUUCGUUCAUAGGUCCUAUCCUUCUUGGCACAGUCUUUGACUGGUUCCUGCUCGGAGCGUUGAUUGUCCAACUAUAUGUGUACGAUAAGAAUCAGAAGACAAGAAAAGACUCGAUAUGGAUGCGUCUUAUCGUGUACGCUGUGACGGCGAUCAACAUCUUCGAGACGGUUCUCACUACGCACUGGCUGUGGUUCUACGCGGUCGACCAGUGGGGUCAAGAGUCGUUCUUUGAGCUUAGAACUCCGCCUUGGACUGGACAGGCUACCGGCACUGUCACCGGAUUCAUUGCUUUACUGGUCCAAUGUACAUACUCCUGGCGCAUCUGGACUAUAACCAGGAGCAUCUUCUAUCGCAUGGUAGCGACUGUCGCCAUCUUGGUGUCCUGGCUGCAAUUCGGCGCGCUCCUAGCCACACCAAUCUACGUGCGCUUCAGCAAUUCCGGAGGCCCUGUAACACCAAAAGCCUUUCAUAUCUUCUUCAACUUGUAUCUCGGUGGCGACUUCACAGCCGACUGCCUCAUCACGAUCUGCAUGUUCACGCUCCUCCUCCGCGCCCGCGCACAGACGAUCUGGGUACACACGCAAACGCUCUACGACCGCCUCAUCAUCGUAACGCUCUCAACCGGUCUCCUAACAGCCGGCACAGCAGGCGCAGCCCUCGGCCUCUUCCUGAACUGGCCCAACAGUAACUACUGGUACAUAGCAUCGCUCUGCAUAGGCAAGAUGUACGGCAACAGCUUCGUCGCCGCUCUCAACGACCGCUUCUUCCGCCCCGACGAACCUAUGCACGAUUUCGACACCGAGCGGGCGUUGAGGACGGAUGAGUCGACUGCUAUUGGGUUCGCACAGGGAGCUGGGGGUGCGCAGGAGGGAGGGACUGCUGUCCAUCUGCGCGUACGGCCCGAUCAUGCCGGCGUUAACACCGGGUCCACGAUGAUGUCCUCAGUGAGCGGUGCGACGAUGUCGCCUAUCGAUGAGUAUCCCCCUGGUCGGAGCGAGAAACCUCCACCCACCCCGGAGGUUGAGAUUGCCACGAGCGUAUAG
Peniophora sp. CBMAI 1063 is the source of this 1059-nucleotide messenger RNA. The record is from the annotation of a GenBank genome assembly. Lineage: Eukaryota; Fungi; Basidiomycota; Agaricomycetes; Russulales; Peniophoraceae.